AUGCUAAUUCUACUCUUAGCCCUUUUUCCAACAGUUUUCAGUCAAUGUUUUCUGGGAGAUGAUGCAUAUAUUGGUGGACUAUGUUAUACAACAUCCAACUACAAAACGACAUACCAGACCGCUCAACUAACAUGCCACUGGAAAUCUCAAAAUUUGGCUGUAAUACAGAAUAGUUUGCAGGCAAACUAUCUAGCAAGUCUUGUUCAUCGGCUCACUAAUGAGCAAGACGGAAAAUUCUGGAUUGGAUUGUCUCGCCAAUCGGUUGGCUCCAGAUAUCAGUGGGAUGACGGGACACCACUCACCUGGUCGAACUUUGAUUCAAAAUACACCCAAAACAAACUAAAUGUAGUGGAGAGUACAACAAAUGGAAAAUGGCAAACUGUAGAUGUGCAAGAAUCUCAUUAUUUCGUGUGCAGUUAUGAUCCAAGUAAAUACUCAACAACUCUGGAACCUCCUAGCACGUACUACCCGGAUAGCAGUACAGUACCACCAGUGUCGGAAAGCACCUAUUAUCCAUGGUCCACGGAUUACCCGGACGUCUCAACUAGCUAUCCUCCAUAUGGAUCAACUGAUUACCCUUGGGGAACCACAGACUACCCUUGGGGAACCACAGACUACCCUUGGGGAACCACAGACUACCCUUGGGGAACCACAGACUACCCUUGGGGAACCACAGAUUACCCGUCUUCUGACAGUACUGAUUACCCUUGGUGGUCUACCAACUAUCCGCCAUAUGGAUCCACUGACUACCCCGACUGGUCCACUACAUACUCUCCAUUUGGAACAACUGACUAUCCGAUGUCUUCCAGAUUUAACAAGGUGCCCAACUCCAAGUCAUUGAAAAAAUUGUUGAGAUUAUAA
Messenger RNA from Caenorhabditis remanei, 861 nucleotides. RefSeq lists its product as uncharacterized. Bases 1 to 861 code for a protein of 286 amino acids. The record is from RefSeq and is a predicted model, not a curated record. The transcript is spliced from 3 exons. Gene Ontology annotation, biological process: innate immune response. Lineage: Eukaryota; Metazoa; Nematoda; Chromadorea; Rhabditida; Rhabditidae.